UAUAAUUCAGUAGCAUAACAUCGUUGUUUAAAGCGAUAAUGUUCAUAGCUGAGACUUAAACCUACAAUAUUAAUAUUCCGCAUUAACUGUAUGAUCGUUUACAAGGAUAUUGGUUACCUGAAUACAGUUCAGUGUUUCAGCUCUUUAUGAAGUUGUCACACUCGACGAGAGUGUUCAUUGGCGUCUGAUUUCGCCGUUUCUGUCCUUUCCCGGCGCAUAGCCGAAGAAAGCCUCACGGUGUCCUUUUCCAUUGAGUUUCCAGGUGGGCGACAACACGCCCCAUGGCUUCUCUUACAGACGUGUGCUGUAUUCUCGUGCUAUAAAGUUGAUAGUAACUGUUCAUGCAAAGAGGGUUAAACGAACAACUACCAUAUACGUCAAAUAUGAGACAAAGCACGUGAAAAUGGGAGAAGAAGAUUUGAAACGUUUUUCUAUAAAACUAGCACAGGUUAUGGAUGAUAUUGGAGUAAAUGAAGAAAUUAUAUCUUUGAGACGCCAUAUCAGAUUUCUAAUGGAUAGAAUUUGGAAUAUACGUUGCAAUAGCUUGCAUUUUAAACAUGAAACAUUUGGUAGUCAAAGCGAGGGUUCUACGACCAUUGGUAUGCAGUCCGACAUCGACACACUUUGUUAUUCUGACAGACAUGUAGCCUGUGUACACUUGUCAGAUUGUCAGGAUUCGAAAUCUAAUUAUUUUGUGUUUAAAGAACCAACGUCUUUACCACAAUGCUGCUACCUACAGGCCGUUGGAAGAUUGGAGAACAACACAUAUUUUCUUGUGAAAAGAGACAUCAAAUCUCACUCAGAAAGCAUUGGAAAUGGUAUGUGUCCGUUUAUAUAUGAUCAAAAAGGUCGACUUUUGUUAAACUCCACGUCAAUUAUAAACAUGUUUAUACAAUUCUUGGACAAUCAUAGUCCAUCAAAUGUGCGACAAAAUGGACCUGCAUUCACGUUUAAUGAUGAUGAAGACAACGUCAUUGCAAUACGCUGCAUGAUUUUGCCGGAUAAUUGUAAGGUUUUGUUUACGAGACCAAGGCCCGGCCACUGGCCCACACAAGGGACGCUUUCAAAGGCAAAACAAUGCGAAGUGUAUAUGGUACAUCCCGGACUUCAGGGGCAUAGAUUUGGUUACAAUAAUGAACGUCGAGUUAGCUUCAUUAAGCUCCAAUAUCAACAUGAGUAUGUUGAUUCGCAAUUUCGAAUUUCCACUAACAUGACUGAGCGUUUAUUACUGUUUGACCUUAACAUUGUACAAAUGAAGGUGUACAUUAUAACAAAAAUGAUUCGAAAAGAAUUUAUACAACCUAUUGUUGAUGAAUGCUUGAGUACUUUUCACAUGAAAACGGCUGUUUUGUUUACAAUAGAACAAUUUCCAGAAAACAUAUGGAGAGAUGACAAUCUUGUGCAGUGUGUAAUCUACUGUCUCAACACACUAAGGCGCUUUUUAAAAAGAGGCUACUGUCCACAUUACACAAUCUCCUCUGUCAAUUUGUUUGGAGGUAAACUUACGGUAAAUGAAUUCAAGAUUGUGAAGGAAAAUGUUACAGAGAUUAUUAACUCAAGCUUAAGCUGUCUUCGAAAGUUAUGUAUGGAUGACGUAGGUUUAAGACUAUCUGCGAGUUCCGUUGGUUUAAGAAAGGGCAAUAUACUAUCUGGCCCAGAAAUGCGUUUUACAAUAAUAAUGCAGGUGAUAAAAACGUGUCGUCAUGAUCAUGAGCAAAUGCUCUUAGUCAAUUACACCAUUUUAGAAAUGUGGGUCUUAGCAAUAAAGUCAGCAAUUGCAACUAACUGCGAAUACAAAAAGGAGCUUGAAUAUAUUUUUCAAAGUAUGUGUAACAAUUUAGCUUCACAGAAAGCAUCUGCUUGUAUAGCAAACGGCAGGGAGGUAACACGUGACAUAAUAUGCAUGUAUGAAACAUCUCUUAGAUCUUCAGAAAUCUCGAAUCAUAUAAGAUAUGCUUCAAUGCUAGUAUGCACAACUCAGUUUGAACGUGCUUAUGCAUUACUUGAAACAAUUGAACGUAUGAUUAUAUCAGAUAUGAUUCAAAUCAGAGAACUAUCGAAAAAAAGCACCAAUGUCAAACGUAAGACAGAUUACAGAUCAGACGAGUUUCCACCUACUGAAAUAAUAAACAAAUAUGUAUCGAAUAUAAUUUAUCCUCUCAAGUUUAUUAGAAGUGAAAUACAUUGUGUUCCAGGCCACCUGAUAUAUGAAAAUUUUAGGUCCAUUACAGACGAUGAAAUACAAUAUUCAGAAUCACAUGCAUGUGAGCGUAAUAUUUAUCCUGUGUUUGUAUCCAAUCUCCAAGCAUUUCUUUACUAUUUACAAUACCUUUCAUCAAAGAAUAGAGACCAAAAGCUACGUUCAUUAGCACAGCUUUCAGACUACUGCGAGAGGAAAGUACAAAUAAGAAAAAGGGACCACUUACAUGUAGCUACAGCACUUCACAUGUUAGGUCAUAUUGUUGAAUUAGAAAACCGUUUGCCAGAUGCAUGGAAAUUAUACAGAUUAUCCGUUGCAAUAAAGCCAAAAUUUAAUGCAGCUUAUUGGCAUCUUUUUAGAUUAUUGGGACAAGUUGUGUAUAGUAAAUCGAGGUAAUCAUUUUAACAAUAGAUCGAUACAAUUGCAAACAAGUGUGAUUCAAUACGUACGAAUUAUUGUAUGCUUGUUGAACAAGUUCAAAACCAUUAUUUAACCAUUAAACAUCGUUUAAUGCGAUAGCCUUAACUGAAUUAGAAAGAAAACUAUGCAAGAAAUGUACGCAUCAUGUUAUAAUGUUUGUUGUUGCUUUAAACACGUUCGUAUUUUCGUAUAAUGAAAUACACGUUAUUCACAUGAAUAGUUUAGUUAGAUGUAUUGCAUUCUGUAUUACGUUGCACAUAUAUUUGUACCUGCUCAUUUUAGUAAUUGGAUCGAGACAAAUACUAGUUGUGGUAAAUGCAUUUAAAUAAAGAAGAUAACUUUAUAUAAUAGAGGGAGCUUCGCAUGAUUCAAUAGACAUGAUUGAACAUUUCACAGGAAUUUUAUGAAAUGUUAAAUCCGAAACCCGAGUUACGUUCACUAGAAGAUUUUAAGACAUAAGAGUUGCUAGUGGAGAGAAAUUAAGACAUAAGAGUUGCUAGUGGAGAGAAAUUGCCAUAUAGUGGCUAUGUAGAGAUAGACAUUACUAACCUUGCUUGACAGAUAAAGUGUUCACGAUACCUUCGUUGGUAGUCGGAGCUAUAUCUUACAACAAAAAAGUUCCCAUUGUAGUUGGAACUAACGUGAUUAGGCAAGCUCGUCUACACACAAAGGAUGAAGACGAAAUUCCUGAUGUAUGGAACGACGCCUUCGCUUCGAUACACGUUUCAAGUGUAGGAGUGGUAAAAACGACGAAACCGAUUACCAUUGAGCCAUUUGACACCAUCAUCGUCACAGGAUUCGUGAGGCAGAACAGGAAUUGACAUGACGCCUUAUCCGUGAUCGCUCCGCCCACUAGAAUUGAUCCACCAAUCAGCGAUCGAUUAAUCGGGCGCACUCGUUAGCAACGACUUGUCCUCCAUUUUCUAGACAAGCUACAUGUUUAGGUUCCCUUUUAUUCCAACGAGUUUCUUUUGUUUUCCUCUUUAAAAAACCAUUAAAAUGGUUAAACAGUGUCAAUGGGGAUUAUGUAACUCGGACAAUCGAUAUCCUGACAGAUUAGUUGGUGACAUUGAAUUUAUUUCGUUUCCAAAGCCGUAAAAAUACCAUUUCCAACGCGGCAAUGCGGUCUUGACAAGAGCGAGUGGAAGCUUCAAGAAUUACCGAGAUCCCCUUUAUAGAACAUUAAUUUAUUUCACAAACUUGAAAUGUCAUAUAUGCAAUAACUAGGCAUUAUUAAGUAUGUAUUAUGUCACGUGUGCAUGUAAAUAAUUGAGAAUUUCGGUACCCAAUUUGUGUAACUUUACGAAAUCCCCGUUAAAAAUCACGUAUCUGUGUGUGUCAGAAACAAGUGAAAACCAUUUUGUUAUUAUUUUAAUAAAGACGUAUCGAUAAAUGCUA
Dreissena polymorpha is the source of this 4018-nucleotide messenger RNA. RefSeq lists its product as uncharacterized. The record is from RefSeq and is a predicted model, not a curated record. Bases 404 to 2596 code for a protein of 730 amino acids. Lineage: Eukaryota; Metazoa; Mollusca; Bivalvia; Myida; Dreissenidae. The transcript is spliced from 3 exons.